CAAGAGUAGACCCGCUCAUAGAAACUCUUUUGGAGAUUUCUGGGGUUUUUUGGGGGGUGGGUCGUAAGCAGUAAUUGCAGAGAUCCGCAUUAAAAGGGGGGUUUUUCCCUCCCCAACGUGCCGGGAAGCUGCAGCCCUUUCCCCCAAAGCAAGGAACAUCCCCUCUUUGAACCAGCUCCACCCCUUACGGCAGGUGCUGGCUCUUUUCCCUUCUGAGGUGGUGGGUGGUCGCCGGCGGCGGCAUGAAGGAGCGGGUUAAGCUCGCUCCUGAUCCCGGAGCUGCGAGGAGCUGGAAGUGGGUCGCGGGAGUGGACUCUGAACUCAUGGGUUGCAUCUGCCUUCCUUCCUCUCUUGGGUGGUGAAACAAGCCAACUUCCGCUUCUCCCCGCCACUUUUUCCUACCUCUUAGCAUCUGAGUUGGUUCACCUUUUGGGAAAUUUCACUCCUCUUGGCACUCGAAGUUGGGGGGUGCCACCUAGUGGAAGAUUACGGAGUUAGGGGUUUGUCGAGGCGUCUGUCCUCUGGCUGCUUUGGCUGUGUGACGCGGGAGUGAGAGAGGCCGCCGCUGAAAUCCUAAGAGGAAUUGGGCCUCCCUCCAUAGUCCCGGGUUCUGUGUGGCGUGCCGCGCGAGCGUGUGAGUUUGUGUAUGUGUUCGUUAAAAGUAAUAUACUAUGGUCCCUAACCGCAGGAUAAAAAGGAAGGAAAAUACAGAUCAAUCACCAGGGUGCCAGAUUCACCUCUGCAGGCAGGCAUCCCUUCUGGACUAAGCCAGAGCAUAGUGACAGUAUGCUGGUGACCGAGAUUAGACACCCAAGGAGCAGGUGGGGCUGUCUGUAGAUGCUUUGCCUGAGAUCUGUGGGGCCAGGAGAGGGUGAAAGGACUAGUCUUCUGCAUCCUGAUUUGGCCUAGAGAUGGCCUCUUGAGGAUAGUGAGUUAAGGGAGGGUCACUUGAAGAAAGCCAGGUGAGGAUUUGAAUGACUGAAUGGGAUUUUCUGCCUCUACCUCUGCCCCCUGUCCACACAUAGAUAUCAGGAAUUGAGGCACACAAACAGGGAGCAACUUCUGAGGCCUUCAAGAUCCAUAGAUGGCAAUUCUAGAAAUAAGACCCACGUGUAAUUUCCAGUUCCUGUAUCCCUCAUUUCUGUCCUGCCUGGUCCACUUGCCCAAGAAAUCACUUCUGUCCCUCUGCUCUGCUAGUACCUCAGGCCUUUAUUCCCUAUGAGGUUUGGGACUCAUUUCUAGGCAGUGUCAGGUUGCCACCCUUGUGAUAUGAACCCAUGUCCCAUAUGCUCCGGAGCCAUCAAAGCCUGUUAUCACCAUGACUUGACACAUGACAUGUUAUUUAGCAUUGCUGAGUUUCAGUUUCCUCCGUUGAAAAGUGAAGGUAAUAAUCACUACUUUGGAUGGUUGUUGCAAAGAAAUGAAGAUAGUUAUGAUUGGCUCCCUAGAGUCACAGGACAUUGCCAUUUUUGCUCCCCUAGGCAGGGUAGCAUCACUUCACUGCCCCAUAGAACUGGCUGAGCCAGCUGAGCUGGGGGAAGACUUGUUGGGGAAGUGAGAGGCUGUUGCCCCAGAGACUGAAGGCUCAGUUCCUCCCGCUGACUCAGAUGGGCACCCCUGUGAGCAGGCAAGGUCUUUGCAUAUGCAACUGAGUUUUGCUUCCUGGCUGGGGGCAGGGAUGUGUUUGGGGAGUUCAAAAGGGCCUUGGUGGUAUAAGGGGGACCUCAAAGCACAAUUGUCUCAAAGGCUGACUCAGCCUCUAUAUCCCCUUCCCCAUGUCUAAGAGGGGACAGUUAUGGGCAAGUGGUGACUGGCCUCUGGGAAGGCAGUCCAGUCUCUACUGGCCACCAUAUUUCCUUUUUCACAACUUUCUCAACCCUGUGGUUUCUCAUAUGAUCAUGUGACUGUUCCACUCUCUAAGGCCUUUACCAGGUGUAGGUGGAGCAGGCUCUAAGCACGGAGGCAUCUGGAGGGGCUGGCUGCAGAAGGGGAGCCCUGACUUACCCUGGAAAGAGGAACGAACCACAAAAAACACACCUUCCUGACUCUCAUAAGCCUGCAUCAACACACUUACCAUAGAGACUCAGGUUCAGUCCACGGGGAGUUGUUGGAGAAGCUCAGCAAGCCCAGGGCUGGACUUUGGCUUGGGGUUGGGCAGACCAUGUGGAUCCUGGUGAGCUGGGUCAUGUUAGUGGCAGGGUUGGUGGCUGGAACACAAUGCCCAGAUGGUCAGCUCUGUCCUAUAGCCUGCUGCCUGGACCCAGGAGGAGCCAGUUACAGCUGCUGCAAUCCUGUUCUAGAAAAAUGGCCUACAACAUUGAGCAGGCGUCUGACCAGCCCCUGCCAGACCCCUGCCCAUUGCCCUGCCAGCCACUCCUGCAUCCUCACCAUCUCAGGGACUUCCAGUUGCUGCCCUUUUCCUAAGGCCGUGUCAUGUGGGGAUGGCAGCCACUGUUGCCCCUGGGGCUUCCACUGCAGUGCUGAUGGGCAAUCCUGUUUCCGAACACCAGAUGACAACCUCUUGGGUGCUGUCCAGUGCCCUGGUAGUCAAUUCGAAUGCCCUGACUCCUCCACGUGCUGUAUUAUGCUUGAUGGCUCCUGGGGAUGUUGCCCCAUGCCCCAGGCUUCGUGCUGUGAAGACAGGGUGCAUUGCUGUCCUCAUGGGGCAUCCUGUGACCUGGUUCAUACUCGCUGCAUCACACCCACAGGCACCCAACCCCUGGCAAAGAAGAUCCCUGCACGAAGGACUAAGGGGGAAGCAGCUCUGCCCAACUCUAUUGUGUGCCCUGAUGCACAAUCCCAAUGCCCUGAUGAUUCUACCUGUUGUGAGCUGCCCAGUGGGAAGUAUGGCUGCUGUCCAAUGCCCAAUGCCAUCUGCUGCUCAGACCACCUGCACUGCUGCCCCCAGGACACUGUGUGUGACCUGAUCCAGAGUAAGUGCCUUUCCAAAGAGAAUGCUACAGACCUUCUGACCAAGAUGCCAGCACACACAGUGCAGGAGGUGAAGUGCGACAUGGAGGUGAGCUGCCCAGAUGGCUAUACCUGCUGUCGCCUCCAGUCAGGGGCUUGGGGCUGCUGCCCUUUUACACAGGCUGUAUGCUGUGAGGACCAUAUACACUGCUGCCCAGCGGGCUUUAAGUGUUACACAGAGAAGGGAACAUGUGAACAGGGGACCUUCCAAGUGCCCUGGAUGGAGAAGGUCCCAGCCCAUUUCAGCCUGCCAGAUCCACCAGCCUUGAAGACUGAUGUCCCCUGUGAUAACUUCACCAGCUGUCCCCCCUCUAAUACCUGCUGCAGAUUCUCUUCUGGGGAGUGGGGCUGCUGUCCUAUCCCAGAGGCUGUCUGCUGCUUAGACCACCUGCACUGCUGCCCCGAGGGCUACACGUGUACAGCGGAGGGACAGUGUCAAUGGGGGAACAAGAUAGUAGCAGGACUGGAGAAGGUGCCCACCCGCCAGGCUUCUCUGUCCCACUCGAGAGACAUUGGCUGUGACCAGCACACCAGCUGUCCUGUGGGGCAGACCUGCUGCCCAAGCCUGAGUGGGGGUUGGGCCUGCUGCCAGUUGCCCCACGCUGUGUGCUGUGAGGAUCGCCAGCAUUGCUGCCCAGCUGGGUACACAUGCAACGUGAAGGCCCGGUCCUGUGAGAAGGAAGUGGAUUCUUCCUACCCUGCUGCCCACCUGGCUCUCAGCUCUGCGGAUGUGAGGGAUGUGGCAUGUGGAUCAGGACGCUUCUGUCAUGAUAACCAGACCUGCUGCCAAGAUAAACGAGGGAGCUGGGCCUGCUGUCCCUACCGCCAGGGUGUCUGCUGUGCUGAUCGGCGUCACUGUUGUCCCAUCGGCUUCCGCUGUGGAGCCAAGGGAACCAAGUGUUUGCGCAAGAACAACCUGCGCUGGGACACCCCGCACUGGGACACCCCUUUAAGGGGCCCAGCCCCAAGACAGCUGCUAUGAAGCAGGGCUGAGGACUGGAGACACACCACAGCCCUUGAGACCCCACUCAGAGGGUACCUGCUCAGGCCUUCCCAGCACCUCUUCCCUCCAAAUUCUCCCUUACCCCCUCUCCCAUUCUCAGUCUCCCCAUCACCAUGGGAGGUGGGGCCUCAAUCUGAAGCCUUCCUAUCAGAAAGGAGCUGUGGCAAAAGCCACGUUACAAACUGCCAUCCCCUCCCCCAAUUUCUGUGGACUGUGGCCAGGUGCUCUCCCCUAUCCACAGGUGUGUGUAUACUUUUGUGUGCAUAUGUGAGUGUGUGUGUGUGUGUGUGUGUGUGUGCACGCCCACGCGUGUGCCUGUGUGCUCGUUCCAAUAAAGUUUGUACACUUU
Molecule: messenger RNA, 4322 nt
Organism: Sciurus carolinensis (gray squirrel)
Lineage: Eukaryota; Metazoa; Chordata; Mammalia; Rodentia; Sciuridae
Gene: Grn
Product: granulin precursor
Exons: 14
Coding region: 2162-3952 (596 amino acids)
Biological process (GO): regulation of inflammatory response
Cellular component (GO): extracellular region
Source: RefSeq, a predicted model, not a curated record